AUGGUCGCUCCCGCUUACGUCGAAGAUUCUUACGUUGACCAUGUUUUAUCUGCCAAUUUAGACUCUACCUACGCCUUUGAAGGCCCGGAAAAGUUGCUCGAAGUUUGGUUCUGGCCGUCUGCAACGGCUAUUCCAUCCUCUGUUUCAUCUGAAGGUUUGCGUGCCAUUCCUUUGGAGAAAUGGGUCAAUAUCUUGGACUUGGUCAAUUGCAAGAUCUUGUCCAUGAAAUCGAGUCCCACCGUAGACGCCUACUUGUUGUCUGAGCUGUCGCUUUUCGUGUUUCCUCACAAGUUUAUCUUGAAAACUUGCGGAACCACUACCACGUUGGCUGCAUUGGACGAAAUGUUCGACAUUGCCAGGGAACAUUGCGGUAUCGACAACAAACCGGCAGCUAUCUCUUCGAAGAAAGUCUUCAAGGUGUUCUAUUCCAGAAGAUCUUUUAUGUUUCCUGAUAGACAGAAGCAUGUGCAUACGUCUUGGAAACAUGAGACUCAAUUACUCAACGAGCAUUUUGUCUCUGGUAAGCUGUACGUUGUUGGCGAUUUCACCCUGGACGACCAUUGGUACUUGUACAUGGGGGGUUCUGGGUGCAACAACUCUGACUCGGCCAAAUCGUGCUUUUCCGACCAGACUUUCGAGAUCUUGAUGACUCAAUUGGAUCCUUCCAAGGCUGCGCAGUUUGUCACUUCCAGAAAGCCUGGGCCUGACUCAAUGGUAGAAAGUGAUAGCGAGGACCACGACUUGGGCCAUGACUACGGCUCGGAGACCAUGAAGGCCACAGGCUUGGACGAUGUGUUUAGACCUUCCAGCAGAAGGUUUGCGCAGAUGCCAUCUCCGCUGUUGAGCGACAACAUGGAGUUGCUGGACGACGAAGCUCGUGGAAAUGUCCGUUCAGACCAGUCCAAGGACUCACGGUCUGCAAUUGAAUUCAUCCACGAUGCCUUUUCGUUUAGUCCAUGCGGCUUCUCGUCCAAUUCCAUUAGCUCGAGAUCUGGAGGCUACUACUACACGCUCCACAUCACUCCGGAGUCUGGAUGGUCGUACGCUUCGUUCGAGACAAACUACCCGUUCUCGGCCACGUCCAGCGUGGGAAUCGUGGAUGUGUUGAUGCGGGUAUUGAACAUCUUCAAGCCUGGUCGUUUUUCCAUGACUUUGAUCAACGAGUCUCAUCCUGACCUCAAAUCUGUUUUGGGGGUUGCUCAUAAGGAUAGUUUUGCUGAGUUAGCUAGCAGCGACGAAGCUUUGGCCAAGUUGGGCUACAUGAAGCACGAACGUGUGAUUUACGACUUGAAGAGCGAGUACAACUUAUUGUACAUGAACUUUGAGAAGCAGUGA
Sungouiella intermedia is the source of this 1335-nucleotide messenger RNA. The record is from the annotation of a GenBank genome assembly. NCBI's taxonomy places the organism in Eukaryota, Fungi, Ascomycota, Pichiomycetes, Serinales, Metschnikowiaceae.